AUGUCCGAGGAGGAGACUCGUGAGCUGAUUGCUCGUCAGCGGAGCGCCUUGUACGGCGAGGGCCAAUUUGCCGAGAAGGGAGGCUACGUCGAUGAGAACGGAGUCGUGCGCCCCGGCGUCCCGACCCACAGCGGCCCAUCCAGCCUGCGUGGACAGUCGCCCUUGACCUACGAUGCCACUCGCGGCCCGCCUCCUCACGGUGACGCCCACACGCCCGUCUCUGCUACUGAUGUCGGCCCCGGUCCCAUCGCGGGACCCCCGGCUGACCAGGGCUCUCGUGGUGGUAGCACCACCAGCCCCCAGCCCAACGCGUCGAACAGCAACAAGAGCGCAUUCGAGUCGGCUGUGAGCCAGGCUGCGGCCCGCACCAACAACUCGUCGCCUGGUGGCUCUCCGCCACGCCAGGAGCUCCCGGCUGGGUCCAAGCCGGCACAGACGGUUGCUCCUAUUGGCACGCGACCUUCGGGAACUCCGAGCGGAGCUUCGACCUCGUCCUCGAAGAGAUCCACUACCCCGUUGGCCUCUCCUGGCGGCUGGGGUCGCGGAAACGGUGUGUGGGGUCCUCAGUCUUCGAGCCUCAGCCAGCCUCCUGCUAGCGUCUGGGGCUAG
Colletotrichum spaethianum is the source of this 609-nucleotide messenger RNA. RefSeq lists its product as uncharacterized. The transcript has a single exon. NCBI's taxonomy places the organism in Eukaryota, Fungi, Ascomycota, Sordariomycetes, Glomerellales, Glomerellaceae. The coding region runs from base 1 to 609 and encodes 202 amino acids. The record is from RefSeq and is a predicted model, not a curated record.